This is a messenger RNA of Theileria equi strain WA, 1545 nucleotides long. Its product is annotated as WD domain, G-beta repeat family protein. The record is from RefSeq and is a predicted model, not a curated record. Gene Ontology annotation, biological process: mRNA splicing, via spliceosome. Gene Ontology annotation, molecular function: protein binding. Gene Ontology annotation, cellular component: catalytic step 2 spliceosome; precatalytic spliceosome; Prp19 complex. Bases 1 to 1545 code for a protein of 514 amino acids. NCBI's taxonomy places the organism in Eukaryota, Apicomplexa, Aconoidasida, Piroplasmida, Theileriidae. The transcript has a single exon.
AUGACGGAUCCUGCGCAUACCAUCAAUCAUCCUCAUUUAAAUCUUCUAUGCAAUAAUCUUUACAAGUCUCUAAACUUGUUUGCUGGUGAAUUUGGCUCUAAACCGUACAGUGCAACAGACGUUUGUACUCGGAAGCACAUAAGGAGCAAAAUUUUGGAUGAAUAUCUAUCAACAUCGCAAUAUACCCCAAAAACAACUGCAAAAUCACAAAUUAUUGGACAAUGUGAAGAUGAUGUCCCAAAGAUAAAAGUUAGGAAGGGAAAGUCCUCAUUAGCGGAGGUAAUUGAUUCUGUAGAUGCAGAAUUGUCUUAUAAACAUCAAAGUAGAAACAAAGUUCCAUAUCUGGAUGUUAAUGUAUCAGAUGAAGUGUGUCUAAAAAUCUCUAGCAAACGCAGCUUGUUGGCUAUAUCUGACAAGACAUCGUCAACAUCUAGCGACGUUUCUCUACCUAAUACCGAUAACUUAACUACGUAUGUAAGAGAAACAAUAUCUGCCGGUCAUGAAAUCGCAAAUCUGGAUAUAAAACCCAAGCAUGGAAGGAUAUUGAGAAAUAAACCUACAUGGCAUCCACCAUGGAAACUACAUCGCGUAUUAAUAGGACACCAUGGAUGGGUUCAUUGUGUGGAUGUAGAUAUAUCAAAUGAAUGGUUUGUAACAGGUAGUGCUGAUAGGCUAAUAAAGAUUUGGGAUCUAGCCUCCUGUCAAUUAAAAUUAUCUUUGACUGGUCAUAUAAAUUCUGUCAGAGAUGUAAAAAUAUCGGAUAAGCAUCCAUAUAUUUUCAGUUGUGCAGAAGACAAUACAGUCAAAUGUUGGGAUAUUGAACAAAAUAAGGUUAUAAGAAGUUAUCAUGGACAUCUAUCUGGAGUUUAUACACUUGCAUUGCAUCCAGCCCUAAAUGUACUAUUCAGUGGAGGAAGGGAUGCAGUUGUGCGUGUUUGGGACAUUAGGACAAAGCAAGCUAUACAUGUUCUCUCGGGUCACACUGAUACGAUCAUGUCAAUUGUAAGUCAAGCUAGUGAACCACAGGUAAUUUCUGGCUCACAGGACCAUACUGUACGAUUAUGGGAUCUCGCUGCUGGUAAAUCAUUCGUUACACUAACUAAUCAUAAAAAGGGUAUCAGGUCAAUAUCAGUCCAUCCUACCGAGUACUCAUUUAGCACUUGUGCUGCAGAUAAUGUAAAGGUGUGGAAGUGUCCGGAGGGCGUCUUCCAUAGGAAUCUUACCGGGCACAAUUCCAUACUAAACUGUUCAGCAAUAAAGGAUGAUGGAGAAUCUUCUAUAUUAGUGGCUGGAUCAAACAACGGGCAACUGCAUUUCUGGGAUUGGGCUAGUGGAUACAAAUUCCAAACGCUGGAAAGUACUGUUCAAAGAGGAUCACUAGAAAGUGAAAAUGGAAUUUUUGCAUGUUCUUUUGAUAAGAGUGAAAGCAGGAUCAUAACAGCAGAAUGUGACAAAACUAUAAAAAUAUGGAUUCAGGAUGAAACUGCCACACCAGAAACUCACCCAAUUAUAUGGAAACCUGAGGCAAGGGCAAGGUAUUACUAA